AUGGCCACCGCUGCGACCCUUACUCCUCAUGACGUACCCACCACUCUCAAUUACUAUGCCCCUGUAGGCAACGAGGCUCCGUUCCAGUACGUCGAGACGCCUCCAGAGGGAAAGCCGCAGAACAACAUCGGCCUCGACCCUCAUCCCGUAGUCAUCCAAGAUGCACGAGGCAGAGAGUCGGAGUACUCGAUUGACACGACCGGUUUUCAGUUUGUCAAGCAUGUCAGUGCUGAGAAGGAAUUCGAUGACGAUGAAAGGAUCAAGACUGUGUACUACAAAGAGGUUGAGGAGCUUCUGAAGCGCGAGGUUGGUGCUAAACGGGUCUAUAUUUUUGACCAUACCAUCAGUGGUGAGUUGACAAUGACUACGAUAGGCUCAUUCUUGACGAACGCCCCCUCAAAGGAACGCGUCCACAUUGACCAGACCUUCGAUGCAUCUGUCAAGCGCGUGCAUUAUCAUCUCGGAGAUGAAGCCGACCGUCUUCUCAAGGGACGCGUGCGCAUCAUCAACGUUUGGCGGCCGAUACACCACCCUGUCGCCCACAAGCCCCUCGCCGUUUCCGACUGGCGUUACCUCGAUACGGAACAUGAUCUAGUUUCGGUCCGGUUUAUCUAUCCACACCGCGAGGGCAGCACGUUCAGUGUACGCUACAACCCGGACCACCACUGGUACUAUCUGUCGAACCAAACGCCGGAGGAGGUGACGCUGAUCAAGUGUUACGACUCGGAGGUAGACAGGGCGAGGCUGACGCCGCAUUCCGCAUUCCCGGAUCCGACGAGCUCGCCGGAGGCGCCGCAUAGAGAGUCCAUUGAGAUUAGGUGCCUGGUGUUUGAUACCGAGUGA
Molecule: messenger RNA, 843 nt
Organism: Laetiporus sulphureus 93-53
Lineage: Eukaryota; Fungi; Basidiomycota; Agaricomycetes; Polyporales; Laetiporaceae
Exons: 2
Coding region: 1-843 (280 amino acids)
Molecular function (GO): oxidoreductase activity
Source: RefSeq, a predicted model, not a curated record